AUGUUGGGUGGGGUGUGCCCAGGUGCGGCACGCCUGGCAUCUAUGGCGACUGGCGUCCAACGCAAGGAAACCAUCUAUGACGCCUGCCGCCUGGGAAACGAGGCACGUGUGGAGGAGUAUGUGAGGCACGGGGGUUGUGUCACGGAGCGCGACGCCAACAAGAUGACGCUUCUGCAUCACGCGGCAUUUUCUGGGAACGUUCGCAUUCUUGACGCCAUUCUCUCAGUACAGCCAAUGCAGACGGUGGACUUGGAUGCAGCCGACGCCGGUGGGUGGACCCCGUUGCACUACGCGGCGGAGCGGGGGCUCACCGCCGUGGUGGAGCGUCUGCUGGAGGAGGGCGCUAACCUGAACGCAAAGGAUGAAAUGAGGCGCACACCACUGCACCUCGCGGCUGCUGCUGGUCACGUGGACGUGCUGCAACUCCUCCUCAAGCAUGGCGCCGUACGCGGUGCGAAAAAUGUGGCUGGAUUAACGGCACUGGCGUGUGCAGGGGCGAGUGGUCAGUUGGAAGCUGUGGGCGUCCUUGAGCGGCAGUGA
Molecule: messenger RNA, 540 nt
Organism: Trypanosoma conorhini
Lineage: Eukaryota; Euglenozoa; Kinetoplastea; Trypanosomatida; Trypanosomatidae
Product: ankyrin repeat protein
Exons: 1
Coding region: 1-540 (179 amino acids)
Cellular component (GO): cytoplasm
Molecular function (GO): protein binding
Source: RefSeq, a predicted model, not a curated record